Molecule: messenger RNA, 415 nt
Organism: Nanorana parkeri
Lineage: Eukaryota; Metazoa; Chordata; Amphibia; Anura; Dicroglossidae
Gene: RPL35A
Product: ribosomal protein L35a
Exons: 4
Coding region: 45-377 (110 amino acids)
Biological process (GO): cytoplasmic translation; ribosomal large subunit biogenesis
Cellular component (GO): cytosolic large ribosomal subunit; ribosome
Molecular function (GO): structural constituent of ribosome
Source: RefSeq, a predicted model, not a curated record
GCUCUUUUUCAGUGCUGUCUGCAUCUGGACAUUACAAAUACAAAAUGUCUGGCAGACUGUGGUGUAAAGCGACCUUUGCUGGCUACAAGAGAGGCCUCAGGAAUCAACGGGAACACACAGCCCUGCUGAAAAUUGAAGGGGUCUAUGCUCGAGAUGAGACAGAUUUCUACUUGGGCAAGAGAUGUGCCUACGUCUACAAAGCAAAAAAUAACACGGUGACCCCAGGCGGUAAGCCUAAUAAAACUCGUGUGAUCUGGGGGAAGGUGAUAAGAGCUCAUGGCAACAGUGGCAUGGUCCGUGCUAAGUUCCGUUCCAACCUGCCUGCCAAAGCAAUUGGACAAAGAAUACGUGUGAUGCUAUACCCUUCAAGGAUCUAAAUGAUGUGUAAAAAUAAAAAAACAUUCUGGAUCUCUUA